AAAACAUUCAAUUUUGAGGUCGCGGAAGUAAUGGCGUAUAGGCGUAGCAUCAUAGCUAGAACUAAGUUGUUUUAUCAACAGCACCAGCGAUUUGCCCCUUCUUUUUCACAUAUUAGUGGUAGCGAUCGCGAUGAAUUGCCUGCUAAAAGCAUUAACAGGAAUACUGAGAUCCGAAGCCAUUUUCGGAUUACCGGAAACAUUGCCAGCAAUUCCCUGCUACCAGGAAGUGUCUCUCGACUCAUGCGAUCUGAGUUUCGAACAGGCUAUGGGCUCAAUUUUCAUAGAAAUAUGUCGAAGUUGCCUUCGGACAUUGAGGGUCUACAUGACGCUGGGGAUCUGUAUGGUGCGAUCAGUGCUGUGGGGGAGAAGGCUGUGGAGGUAGCUCCGAUGGUGAAUGAAGCGGCCGUUGCAGCAGCAGAUUCAAUCAACUACUUGAACUUGAUUGAAGUUUUUCAUUGUUGCGCUGGAUUGGAAUGGUGGGCAUCAAUUGCUGCUACAACUCUUUUGAUGCGUUUCAUUUUUGUUCCUUUUCAAAUAUAUUUCCUGCAAUUCUCUUCCAAAAAUCACACAGCUAUUCUAGAACAUGUACGUCGGUUAGGAACCUCUGGUUUUUCGAUUGAGAAUAUUGAAAAAGAUGAAGCUUGGAGUAAACUGGUGAGCAGAUACGACAACUUUCAGUAUAGUGGACUUAAGGCAUCAUUAAUAUCGGGGAUCGGGUUUUACGUAUGGGUUUCAUACAUGGCAAACAAUGUUCCCUCUUUCACUACAGGUGGAACUUUAUGGUUCACGGAUUUAACAGCUUGUGGUCACACGGAUCUCCCAAUCCUUAUGGCAUUGACAUUGUGGCUUAGGUUGGAGUUGUAUCCAUUUUUUUAUCUAGAAGGCAGGUCACCUAGCACGUCUGGUAACAUGUUGGUAGCUGUUUCAGCAUACCUUGCCGCUGUCGCUGGAGGGUUCCCCACGGCUGUAUACUGUUAUUGGUUGACCAGCAACCUCUUUUCAAUAGCAUGUGGAGCUGUGAUGAUGGAUCCUCGAGUUCAGAAAUUGUUGGGGAUAUCAUAUAAACCAUCUGAAGCUGAUAAAUAGACGUACUGAAAUUAGCUUUGUUAUUUUGUGGUUUGAAUAAUAGUCAUAUGGAUUCAGAGGCUAGGAUUAUGGAGCAUGAGCUACAGCCGCAUUUGGCCCAAAAUUUUAUUGUUGAAAAAUCAUUACCCUUUUGUGUUUCA
This is a messenger RNA of Salvia miltiorrhiza (redroot sage), 1226 nucleotides long. Its product is annotated as mitochondrial inner membrane protein OXA1-like. Bases 31 to 1086 code for a protein of 351 amino acids. The transcript is spliced from 10 exons. Gene Ontology annotation, biological process: mitochondrial respiratory chain complex IV assembly; protein insertion into mitochondrial inner membrane from matrix. Gene Ontology annotation, cellular component: mitochondrial inner membrane. Lineage: Eukaryota; Viridiplantae; Streptophyta; Magnoliopsida; Lamiales; Lamiaceae. Gene Ontology annotation, molecular function: membrane insertase activity. The record is from RefSeq and is a predicted model, not a curated record.